GGGGCGCCGUAUUCGCCGCCCAGAGGGAAGGAGGUCGGCAGUGCGAGGAGCUGCUAUGGUGCUGAGUUUCCUGGUAGAGCCGGCCGAGCUGAGGCGGUCGCGGCCAUGAAGGUGAGGGGCCGGUGGAGCCGGACAGACCCUCCUCGCCAAUCCUAUCCAGCCAGGGCACCUGAAGCGCCUCCUUUCUUUCCGCCUUAGCGGUUACCUAGUCGUCAUCUCGGAGAGCUGCGCUGAGGGGGGUCGCUUGCCCGGCUUCAGGUGCCCCAACCGAGCCAGGGCAGGCUGCCGGACGCUCUCGAGCUCCUCCAGUGCCACCCCCGUCAGCGACCCGAGCGGUGGGGAGAAGCCGGGCGCCCCUAGCGUUCGCGCCGGGUGGGCCCCUCUCUGCGCCGGGCCCUGUGCGCCUCCUCGGGGGCCUGAGGCAGAGCCGCCAGGGCUCGCCUGAGCCUCGGUCCCUUGGCGCGCGGCGCGCCCUCUCCCGCCCCGAGUCCUUGAACUAACCCAAGUGUUGGGGACAUCGUGGGACCAAGGAGAACAGGAGGGGUGCAGGGGGUGAGGCUAGGGCCAGGCUAACGGGUUAAAGAACUCUCAGGGUGGGGAUGCCACCCGGAAGGGGUGCUUCGUAGGCUGCACGUCGGGGCCGCGACCUAGAGAAGGCUGGAUGUGCCUCCAUCGCCACUAGGUGGGGGAGUGGUGCUAAGGAUCAAGUAUACUGUUAAAAGAAAACAAAAACCCAAGCAUGAGGAAGGCGGGUGCCACGUCUAUGUGGGCUUCGUGCUGUGGGCUGCUGAAUGAAGUCAUGGGAACUGGAGCUGUCAGGGGCCAGCAGUCAGCAUUUGCAGGAGCCACCGGUCCAUUCAGAUUUACACCAAACCCUGAGUUUUCCACCUACCCACCAGCAGCUACGGAAGGGCCCAACAUAGUUUGUAAAGCCUGUGGGCUUUCAUUUUCAGUCUUUAGAAAGAAGCAUGUUUGCUGUGACUGCAAGAAGGAUUUUUGCUCCGUUUGUUCAGUCUUACAAGAAAAUCUCCGUAGAUGUUCUACUUGUCACUUAUUACAAGAGACAGCAUUUCAGCGCCCUCAGUUAAUGCGACUGAAGGUGAAGGACCUGCGGCAGUAUCUCAUUCUGAGAAAUAUACCCAUAGAUACUUGUCGUGAGAAAGAAGACUUGGUGGAUCUAGUACUGUGCCAUCAUGGACUAGGCUCUGAGGACGACAUGGACACAAGCAGUCUGAAUUCUUCAAGGUCCCAGACUUCUAGCUUUUUUACACGUUCGUUUUUUUCAAACUAUACAGCCCCCUCUGCUACUAUGUCUUCGUUUCAGGGAGAGCUUAUGGAUGGAGACCAAACAUCCAGAUCUGGAGUGCCGGCACAGGUACAAAGUGAAAUCACUUCAGCAAACACAGAAGAUGAUGAUGACGACGAUGAUGAGGAUGAUGAUGAUGAUGAAGAAAACACGGAGGAUCGGAACCCCGGGCUCUCCAAGGAGAGAGUGAGAGCUUCACUGUCUGACUUGUCAAGCCUUGAUGAUGUGGAAGGAAUGAGCGUGCGCCAGCUGAAGGAAAUUCUGGCUCGGAAUUUUGUCAACUAUUCUGGCUGUUGUGAAAAAUGGGAACUGGUAGAGAAAGUAAACCGGUUAUACAAAGAGAAUGAAGAAAACCAAAAGUCCUAUGGCGAGCGGCUGCAGCUGCAGGAUGAGGAAGACGACAGCCUGUGUCGCAUCUGCAUGGAUGCCGUCAUCGACUGUGUCCUACUGGAGUGUGGGCACAUGGUUACCUGCACCAAGUGCGGCAAGCGCAUGAGUGAGUGUCCCAUCUGCCGGCAGUAUGUGGUGCGAGCCGUGCACGUGUUCAAGUCCUGAAACAGGCUCCCCUCACCAGGACAGUCACCCCCAAACUUGACCCCAAACAUUUCAAUGCACAGAAGGGACUGGAAAGUUACUGUUCAAAGGCUGAAGCUAUUUUAAAACAUUAUUUUGACUACUAAGUGGGGACAGAAAGAUCCAUCCUGAGUUGUGGAAACAUUGGUCCAUGCCGUGAGCCUGUCUGCCUGUGGACACGUGAGCUUCCCGGGCUCAGCUGGGCUUUAUCACACAUCCCGUGAACACUCAUUGAAGUCAGCCUGUUUGCGCCAUGUGGGCAUCAGCCACUGCUGUCUUGGGAGGACACUUAUCCUGUUCUCUUAUUUCCCCUUCAUCCUAUUUUUAACUUAAACUGCUCAGAUGUUUGAAACUUCUGUCCUCUUUGGAUGAGAUCAGUGUCCACAAGUGGCCGACAUGGAACAUGCUGAGCAGUGGCUCCUCUGAAUGUUCACUUUAUUAGUCAUGUAUAUUUUAAAUGCUAACAUUUGAUGAAUGUAAGUUUCCACAUUGUUGCUGUUUCUGCAUUUAAACAUAAUUGGGAACAACUGACAUUCUCUAGUCGACUGCCAGGGCCUUAGACUCCACAUGUCCAUUUUUGUUCAGGUAUAGCUUUUUAUAGCAAGGGCUGCAUCUAGCUUCUUUUAUUAGAAGUGUGUGUGCUAAAUUCCUUAUUAAUGUGUAAUCAGUUUACACUGUUUUGUAUAGUGAAGGUGUAUUUUCAGUGCUACCCGCUAGCUGAUUUUAACUUUAGGAAUAAAAUUAGUUUUAAAAGCUUU
Messenger RNA from Pan troglodytes (chimpanzee), 2637 nucleotides. RefSeq names its product ring finger protein 34 (gene RNF34). Gene Ontology annotation, molecular function: ubiquitin protein ligase activity. The record is from RefSeq and is a predicted model, not a curated record. Gene Ontology annotation, biological process: negative regulation of extrinsic apoptotic signaling pathway via death domain receptors; proteasome-mediated ubiquitin-dependent protein catabolic process; protein K48-linked ubiquitination. The transcript has 7 exons. Gene Ontology annotation, cellular component: cytoplasm; plasma membrane. The coding region runs from base 740 to 1861 and encodes 373 amino acids. Lineage: Eukaryota; Metazoa; Chordata; Mammalia; Primates; Hominidae.